Pecten maximus is the source of this 1422-nucleotide messenger RNA. RefSeq names its product toxin CaTX-A-like. The coding region runs from base 1 to 1422 and encodes 473 amino acids. NCBI's taxonomy places the organism in Eukaryota, Metazoa, Mollusca, Bivalvia, Pectinida, Pectinidae. The transcript has a single exon. The record is from RefSeq and is a predicted model, not a curated record.
AUGGAUGCUUGGAGGAGCAGAGAUAACUCCGAAGCUUCUGGAAGUGAAUUAGACGAUAAGAUGGUAGCAUUGAAUACUGUUAUAGAACAAAUGGCCGACUUCGGCAUCCAAAUAGACAUAGAUGAAAAUAGUUCAACAACAGUAAACAUCCCUGCUGCAAUUGCAACCGCUUUGCGAGGUAUAGCCUUGGUUUACGAAUCAAUAAAAGACUGUGAAUUUCUACAGGUUUUGAUUAAAUCCAUUCCAGUUGUAAAUACCAUAUUCAAUGUCGUGUCCUAUCUUCCGAAAAUAGCAAAGGUGAUCGAAAAAAUAUUGUCAACAUUUUGGGGAGGCACAGGAAACAGUGAUGUUGGAAUCGUAGUCAGGAGCGCUAUCGACGAUGCCUUAGAGAGGUAUGAUGACGAACAAAUAAACACCAAGGCUGAAGCCUGUAUCCAAUCGUUCCAACAUACACAACAGUACUUGCGUGGUCUGCAGUCUAGCGAGCGUAUCACGGAGUCUGACAUACAUGCAUUGCAGCCCCGCAAUAUGGCAGAAAACAAGGAUGCAUUCAUAUGUGAGCUUAAGAUAAGAAUUGAACGUCUCUUCAAGUCGUAUGAUUGCUCCGCGGACAAGGAUUCAAACACAGCCAGGAAAAUUCUCACAUACUUGCAGCUGUACUGUCAACUCAUUGUUGUAAAGCAAGUGAUAUUGUUUUACCUGGUGUGCAUCAUUCAGAGAGCAAGUGAUCAACUUGAUGGAACAAUAGCGGCAAUAAGUAAUUGUCUUAGAUCUUACAGAAACGACGCAGAGAGAUUACUAGCAAAGCUAGCAAACCCUAACGAAAUGACUUCAGUCGUUUUAGCAAUACUUGAUCCGGAUGAAAUGCCGUUUUUGCACAAAUACAUGUCAGAAUUGAACAUCUAUCAGAAUCUAGAUUAUUUGAAAACCCGACCAAUUACGAUGGCAACACAGCGAUAUCCAGAAUAUGAUGCUGUACGAUUACUUCAAUCUAGAGGGUUACCCACAUUCAAAAGAUAUGUUCGAGGCAAAAAGGAACUAAAGGCUUCAAAUGAGAGCCAUUUUGUGUUGGAAAAGGCGGAAGAUGGGAACUAUUUCAGCAUCAGGCUUGAUCACGACACUCGAUCAAUAUGUAUGCAUGUUGAUUCUAGCGUAGAUCACUGGCUAGUUGGCAUAGAUAGAAUACCGGGUAUCGAGCGUAUUCCUGGAAUAAAAGACAGUCACACUUUGCAGCUUUGGGGAAUUUCAGGUGCACCAGGGAAGGAUUGUGUGUUUAAAAUAAUUCGACUUCCAGACGGUAGCCAUUUGAUCUCUCCUCGACAGUAUCCCCGCUAUUUCCUUGCCAUGUCAAGGCAGUUCCAUAAAUACAUACACGGUGUGUUUAACGACCAGGAUCAAAGGUCACACUGGGAAUUUGAUUAG